Messenger RNA from Necator americanus (New World hookworm), 822 nucleotides. RefSeq lists its product as uncharacterized. The coding region runs from base 1 to 822 and encodes 273 amino acids. Lineage: Eukaryota; Metazoa; Nematoda; Chromadorea; Rhabditida; Ancylostomatidae. The record is from RefSeq and is a predicted model, not a curated record. The transcript is spliced from 9 exons. Gene Ontology annotation, molecular function: RNA binding; lipopolysaccharide binding.
AUGUGCAAGAAGAAAGACCCAACGCGCAACGGGUGUUAUCGUUUGAUAAUGGGGACUCGGCACGAUGAUGGUUGUACAGCCCAAGAAAAGGAGACGCGUAGCAGACGAAUACUGAAGGAAGGAGAGUGGGCUUGCACUGAUCCUAAAUGCGCCCAAGUAAAUGCUGAAUACAGGAACGCCUGCGAGGCCUGUGGGAAAUCGAAGCCCCGUUCUAAAAAUCGGGUUGGGAAGGAGAUAGGGAAGGAGAUGGCUGAUAAAUCCAAGGGUCUUUUUGCUGCUGAAGAUUGGGUGUGCUCGAAAUGUGGUAAUGUGAAUUGGGCAAGGCGAAAAACUUGUAAUGUGUGUAAUGCGCCUAAAUUAGCUGAUUUAGAGAAAAGAACAGGUUAUGGAGGAGGUUUUAAUGACCGUCAAGACAUUGAGUACAUAAAACGUGAUCAUGAUGACGAAUUUGACGAGUUUGGGAGAAAGCGGAAAAGAAAAGAGGAUCCAAUUGCGGCUGCUCCCACAAGUCAUGAAAUAUAUGAUACUAAAGAAGUGCUUGGUACCGAUGAAGAAGAAGAGGAGGAAGAAGGUGAAAUAACUAAGUAUAACCUAGGAAGCGAUGGAGAGGAUGAGGAAUCAGAAGAGGACGACGACGAUGCAGAUCUUGACAAGUAUGAUUUGACUGCGGACCCUGAAUUGGCAGAAAUAAAGAUAGAGGUGAAGCGCCCAUUGCCUCACCCAGUUCAUUUGGAGAGCGAUUAUUUAGACGAUAAAGUGUCUGGAGUUAAUCAGUCCGCUUGGGAUGCGCCACCACGUUCACUUCAAUUCAGAAUCGUUUGA